This is a messenger RNA of Laetiporus sulphureus 93-53, 462 nucleotides long. RefSeq lists its product as uncharacterized. NCBI's taxonomy places the organism in Eukaryota, Fungi, Basidiomycota, Agaricomycetes, Polyporales, Laetiporaceae. The annotation marks the transcript as partial. The transcript is spliced from 2 exons. The record is from RefSeq and is a predicted model, not a curated record.
CUACAGGCUCUUAGCACACACUCUGGUGUCGAAACUCUCUUGAUUGCAGUUCAAACAAAUUUUAAAUUCUACAGCAAUCCACUCAUCUUUUACAGCAAUCAACGCCUUGUCGACUACCUCGAGAUGAUGAUGAAGACUUCAGUCAGAAACUAUGCAGUGAGAAUAGAAGGCUUCACGAUCUCUGACAUUGAAGGUAUGCUUUAUAUUCUAUAUGCCUAUCCUGUUCCAGUAUGUAUUACCAGUCCAUGUUGGUGCAUAUCCACUCAUGCCUGUUUAGACAAAGUUUUGCCAGUCCCAAUCAAAUGUAUGAUCUAUCAGAACUUCAAUGAGAACAUUACUGCUAAGUAUCACCACGCCAUCAUCAACUACCCACUGAAGAAGUUCUGUUACCCCAGUGAUGUUGGCUCAAAGAGCGAGCUGGAGCUUCUGCUCUGGGCUUGGGAAUCAGGUGUAACGUUUUAG